AUGAUCAAGAAGAACCCAGAUCAUCUGUUCAACAUGCGCAAGAAGCCCGACGAAUCCAUUCGAGAUUACAUCAAGAGGUUCAAAGCAGAAAAGGCCAACAUUGUAGGGUGCGACGACCAAAUCGCAUCAUCUGCCUUCAAGAAAGGUCUUCCAGCAGAACACGAGUUAUACCGCGAUCUGACUAUCACUCCCAGCCAGACUUUAGCAGAGGUCUUCGUGACCGCAGAACACUACGCGCUCUGGGAUGACGAUCGAAUUGCCGCGAAGAAGUCCACUGAGCAGGGAGAUCGGCCGACCAAGUGA
This is a messenger RNA of Prunus armeniaca (apricot), 303 nucleotides long. The record is from the annotation of a GenBank genome assembly. NCBI's taxonomy places the organism in Eukaryota, Viridiplantae, Streptophyta, Magnoliopsida, Rosales, Rosaceae.